Molecule: messenger RNA, 1137 nt
Organism: Eptesicus fuscus (big brown bat)
Lineage: Eukaryota; Metazoa; Chordata; Mammalia; Chiroptera; Vespertilionidae
Gene: LIN28B
Product: lin-28 homolog B
Exons: 5
Coding region: 101-877 (258 amino acids)
Molecular function (GO): nucleic acid binding; zinc ion binding
Source: RefSeq, a predicted model, not a curated record
CCCCCCCGGACUGGACGCCACGCGCGUCCUCACACCCCGUUCCCCGCUCACACCCGGGCUAGCGGGCGACCAUGAGGCCCUGGAGGUUCUUCAGAAGACGAUGAGGUCAUUCAACCAGUUUUCAUCAGCCCCAGGCGGGGCAAGCAAAGGUGGCGGAGAAGAGCCUGGGAAGCUGCCGCCGCAGGCAGAGGAGGAAUCCCAGGUUUUGCACGGAACUGGCCACUGUAAGUGGUUCAAUGUGCGAAUGGGAUUUGGAUUCAUCUCCAUGGUAAACCGAGAGGGAAGCCCCUUGGAUAUCCCAGUCGAUGUAUUCGUACACCAAAGCAAAUUAUUCAUGGAAGGAUUUAGAAGCCUAAAAGAAGGAGAACCAGUGGAAUUCACAUUUAAAAAAUCUUCCAAAGGCCUUGAAUCAAUACGGGUAACAGGACCUGGCGGGAGCCCCUGUUUAGGAAGUGAAAGAAGACCCAAAGGGAAGACACUACAAAAAAGAAGACCAAAGGGAGAUAGAUGCUACAACUGUGGUGGCCUUGAUCAUCAUGCUAAGGAAUGUAGUCUACCUCCUCAGCCAAAGAAGUGCCAUUACUGUCAGAGCAUCACACACAUGGUGGCCAACUGCCCGCAUAAAACUGUUGUGCAGCCACCCGUCAGUUCUCAGGGAAGACAGGAAGCGGAUUCACAGCCAUGCACUGCGGCUUUCCCACGGGAGGUCGGGGGAGGGCAUGGCUGUACAUCACCCCCAUUUCCUCAGGAGGCGAGGUCCGAGAUCGCAGAGUGGCCAGGCAGGUCCCCUCAGGAAGCUUCCUCCACGAAGUCAUCGGCAGCCCCCGAAGAACAAAGCAAAAAGGGGCCUUUUAUCCAAAAGAGGAAAAAGACAUAACCCUUCUUCUUAAUGGAUCGUUUUCUUUCCCCGGUUGGGAAGUCUACCUCAUGCAAGGAUAGGGGAACAGUAUUUCACAAACAGCAGCUGACCUGGGAUUUUUAACUACUGUUGAGGAGCUGUGAAUUUUUCUAAACAGACAAAUCACUCUAAGCAAAUUACAUUGGAGCAGGGUGUCAUGUUUGAUGUAAUUCAGAGAAUGAGAUACUAUGUAUACCUAUAUGUGCAUGUGUGAGAGGGAGAGAGCCUGAGUCUGUGUG